AUGGGCUAUUGUGUGGAUGGAAUUUAUGAUGAUAAAACUCGUAAUUUAACUGAACCAGUGUUAUGCGAAAUAGCAAAUUCACUGUCAACUGUGACAAAAGCUCUGACAUAUAUCACGCCUCACAUAUCAUUCCUUUGUGUUCUCAUAAACCUCUUCCACUUCACGAUUCUGACAAGAAAGUCGAUGAGAAACACCUCUAUCAAUAUUAUCAUGGCGGCUGCAGCAUUCUGUGAUAUUUUCUCAUUCAUUGAGAUGCUUAUGAGAAUUUAUGUUAACGUUCAAAUGCUCAUUUACGCGUGCUAUGGAGAGGAUUCAUACUCUCGUUUGGCUGUUGAUAUUGCUUUCGAAAUAGUUAAGAAAACGGCUCAGCGAGCAUCAACGUGGCUGAUUCUAAUGAUCGCUUUCAUUCGAGCCCUGGUGAUUCGUUACCCAAUGAGCUCGAGAAUUGAGAAGCUCACAACUCCCAAAGUUGCAUUCAUUAUAAUUUCCGCUGUGGUUAUUAUUAGCAUUCCGUUCUCUCUUCUAAAUUAUAAUGAUAUUCAAUUCAUGGAGUAUAUCGCCACGACAAAAUGUUUUCCAAAUGGCACUAUGAAAAUUCUAAUGGUUUUUGGGAGAAAAGUCGCUACAUACAAUGCCAUUACGGCGAUCGUGACAAAUGACAUUCCUUGUGUUUUAUUCCCUAUCUUAUCACUGCUUCUUGUAAUAGAAAUUCGAAAAGCUGACAAAAAUCAAAAACGAUUAACGGCUCCAACUAACGCUCAGGAUUUUCAACGAAUCACUAGAUUGGUCCUCUAUAACACCCUGAUUUUCUUCGCCACCCUACUUCCUCUUGGUAUUACACGUGGCUUACUAUAUUUCCCGCGUGGACUUGUGUGGAGCGUAGCUCGAGAAAUUGAAAGCAUAGCUGCCACAAUUCUAACUGUUAACACCACAACUCAUUGCAUUAUAUACCUUUUAAUGUCUUCUCAAUAUCGAGGAACUGCAAAACAAACUUUUUUGUGUGGAUUUGAUAUACAGGCAAUCGAAAAUACCUGA
This is a messenger RNA of Caenorhabditis elegans, 1035 nucleotides long. It is a transcript of the gene srw-113, whose product is annotated as G-protein coupled receptors family 1 profile domain-containing protein. The record is from RefSeq and is marked reviewed. Gene Ontology annotation, molecular function: G protein-coupled peptide receptor activity; G protein-coupled receptor activity. The transcript is spliced from 4 exons. NCBI's taxonomy places the organism in Eukaryota, Metazoa, Nematoda, Chromadorea, Rhabditida, Rhabditidae. Gene Ontology annotation, cellular component: membrane. Gene Ontology annotation, biological process: G protein-coupled receptor signaling pathway; signal transduction. Bases 1 to 1035 code for a protein of 344 amino acids.